AUGAGUGUCCCAGAAAAUGCUUUAGACUCACCAAACUUACUAAAGCGAAAGAAAGAGGACUGCCAGGAGGAAUUUCUAGAGGCUGAAAUCAAGAGAGUUGCCUUAGAUGACACCGAAGAAGCAGCCAACUCAAACGAGGAAACUAAGGACUAUAUUCAUUUACGAAUGCUUUGCUUGGUGAAGCAAGCAUCAAUGGUAGUGGGACCUGGAGGUGAAAAGAUAUCGAAGAUGAAAAGCGAGACGAAUACUAGAAUAAACGUUUCCGACAACAUUAGAGGAGUACCCGAAAGGGUGAUAUUUAUCAGAGGCCGCUGUGAAGAUGUCGCGAAAGUAUUUGGAAUGGUUGUGAGGGCCAUCAAUGACGAAAAGGAUGAAAAGUCUAAUGAGAACUCAGCAUCUAUAGCAAUCAAUUUACUAAUUCCUCAUCAUAUGAUGGGUUGCGUUAUCGGAAGACAAGGUUCAAGAUUGAGGGAGAUCGAAGAAUUGAGUGCGGCUAAAUUGAUAGCAGGCCCACAAACUCUACCGAUGUCAAAUGAUCGCAUCCUAUGCAUUACCGGAGUUGCAGAUGCCAUACAUAUUGCAACCUAUUACGUUGGACAAACAAUACUUAACCACAAAAGCACUUUUGCUUCUAAAAAGUGCAUAUUUUAUCAACCUAAUCUCCUUCACUCUGUUUUAGUGAAUAGCUAUGGUGUGAGCUUCCAACAUCAGCAACAACACCAAUACCAUCCGGGUGAAAAAAACAAGAAGAGACUACAGCGAGUUGCACCCCCGUCUGACUUUGGUUACGGGUUUACCUCAGUAUCCCCACAUGCUGCUUUCACGUCGCCCCUACCCGUCAACAAUGUUAGAAUAGCAGAUGGUAUAGCAACUGCGACUAUGCCCGCUACCAUAACUUCGCAGUUGAGUUUAAUUCAGCAGGAGAUAUAUAUCGACGAUAACUUUGUCGGUAACGUCAUAGGAAAGGGCGGAAGGCAUAUAAAUUCGAUAAAAGAAACUACCGGCUGCUCUAUUCAAAUCGACGACCCUAUUGAGGGACGUACAGAAAGAAAGAUCGUCAUAAGAGGUACACCAAUAGGAAGCCAAACCGCUAUUUUACUUAUCAAUAAUAAGAUUGAGAUAGAUAGGCGUAACAAGGAAGUUAGCGGAAAAAGGGUUUAG
This is a messenger RNA of Lachancea fermentati, 1161 nucleotides long. Lineage: Eukaryota; Fungi; Ascomycota; Saccharomycetes; Saccharomycetales; Saccharomycetaceae. The record is from the annotation of a GenBank genome assembly.